This is a messenger RNA of Lichtheimia ornata, 1971 nucleotides long. RefSeq lists its product as uncharacterized. Gene Ontology annotation, biological process: transport along microtubule. The transcript has 13 exons. NCBI's taxonomy places the organism in Eukaryota, Fungi, Mucoromycota, Mucoromycetes, Mucorales, Lichtheimiaceae. The record is from RefSeq and is a predicted model, not a curated record. Gene Ontology annotation, molecular function: dynein heavy chain binding; dynein light chain binding. Gene Ontology annotation, cellular component: cytoplasmic dynein complex. Bases 1 to 1971 code for a protein of 656 amino acids.
AUGUCGGCCAUGGAACGCAGGAAACAGGAGUUGGAGAUGAAGCGUCAAAAGCUUGCCGAGCUUCGACGUGCACGUGAGGAACGCAAAGCAGUACUCGAGACUCAAUCAACACGAACCCAAUCAUCCACAACCACGAGCUCAUCAGCAGGUCGAGACCGACGUGCCAUUGAUGACCUAGUCGCACUUGUUUUGGGUGAAAGACCAGGUUCAGGCACAGGUAGCUCAUCGGAUCGCGGCUCGGAUGCUGGUUCAGACGCAGCAAGUUCACGACCCACUUCUUCCAACUAUGGAUACUCUAUGCCUGGCACCCCUGUUAGCGACUCCAACGGCAAUCGAUUAUCCAUGACAUCUACCACUCAAACGGCAGCUGGUAUGGCUUCAGCAUCCACCACUACGACUGCCGUUGCUGCUGCUCCUCAAUACGUCGCCGAGCUUUCCGAAUUUCAGACCGUUGUAGCUGAUAUCCCCCCCUUGGAACAUGUUGUAUACAGCAAAGAGAUCCAAACGGCUGAAGGUUCUUUUGAUGCACCACAAAAGAGUGAAGAAGAGAUUAGACAAGAAAUCAUGGAGGAAAUCGAGCAGCUCGAGAAACAACGACAAGCGCAGUUGGAAGAGGAAAGGAAACGUGCCGAACAAGAAAAGAAUGAGGAGACACCUGAUUUGUCGGUGGAGGAGAAAAAGAUGAUCUUGACAUCCCCCGAGUUUUUGAGCUUUGUCGAUACGUCAUCCAAGUUUGUGGAAAGAGCAUUGAAUGAGACCUACGAUUUCAUGAAGGAUUAUACCCUUGGUGUGGAUGUUGAUAGUGAUGAGAACACCGGCAAACGCGUCAAAUUUAUGUGCGACUUUUGGGAUGAAAAGUGGUCUCGUAAUCGCUCAGUGACGGAUGUCAAUUGGUCAAACAAGUACCCUGAACUCUUAGUAUCCUCCUACAACAAGAAUCCAGCAACUGUUAACGAUCCUGAUGGCGUUGCUCUCGUGUGGAAUUUGCACUUGUUGGAACGUCCUGAAUUUGUAUUCCACUCACAGUCCGAUGUGCUCAGUGUCAUGUUCAGCAAAUUCCAUCCUAACUAUGUGAUUGGUGGCACUUAUUCUGGUCAAAUCGUCCUUUGGGAUACGCGUGCCAAAUCUUUACCCGUAUUGAAAACGCCAUUGUCGGCUGGCGGUCAUACCCAUCCUGUAUACUCUUUGGAAAUGGUCGGCACCCAAAACGCUCACAAUUUGAUUACUGCAAGCACAGACGGCUUUGUGUGUUCAUGGCAACUCGACAUGUUGGCCCAACCACAGGAUUAUUUGGAAUUGCUACAUCCAUCUCAUAACAAGACCGAUGAGGUAUCAGUCACGUGCUUGGGUUUCCCUGACAACGAGACAACCACCUUUUGGGUUGGCACUGAGGAAGGCAAUGUGUAUCAAGCUGGACGCUAUGAUCAAGCCGGCAGCAAAGCAGGCAUUAACCAAGCUGAUACUUACAAAGGCCACUAUGGUGCUGUGACAGGUCUUCAUUUCCAUCCCUUAUUUGGCUCAGUCGACUUUUCCGAUUUGUUCUUGACUUCAUCCGUUGAUUGGACUGUAAAACUUUGGAGAUCCAAGUCUGCUUCCAAGUCCUCAUCUCAACCUACCGAGGUGGUGCCUCUUUAUUCAUUCGAACAUGCUGAUGAUUAUGUAUACGAUGUCAAAUGGUCACCAUCCCAUCCUGCGCUAUUUGGCUCUGUCGACGGUACUGGUCAAUUCGAUUUAUGGAAUUUGAAUGCGGAUACAGAGGAACCCUAUGUGAGCACAUCUGUGGGCUCAGGACGUGCAUUGAACAAGCUUGCAUGGGACAAGGAGGGUAACAAGACUGCUAUUGGCUCCAGUGAUGGACGUGUAUACCUUUAUGAUAUUGGCGAGAUUGCUACUCCUAAACAAGAUGAAUGGCACCUACUCCAAAAGAACGUCUCUGAAAUGAUUGCCAAUCAAGAGAACCCAGGCAAAUAA